Molecule: messenger RNA, 1407 nt
Organism: Necator americanus (New World hookworm)
Lineage: Eukaryota; Metazoa; Nematoda; Chromadorea; Rhabditida; Ancylostomatidae
Exons: 2
Coding region: 1-1407 (468 amino acids)
Molecular function (GO): catalytic activity
Source: RefSeq, a predicted model, not a curated record
AUGGCGAUCUGUACUUAUAACGCACCUACGCUUGCAUCAGAAGCGACCAUCGAAGAUCUGAUGAUGCAAGCCAAGAAGAUCAAGUACGACGUCAUCGGACUGACCGAGACGAGACGACGUCACCCUCUCAACGCCGUAUAUGAAACUGGACAAGAACUCUUCUUAGGAACAUGCGACAGUAGAGGUGUUGGUGGAGUUGGCGUCCUCGUCAACACAGGUAUGGCAAAGAACAUCGACUCUUUCGAACAACUUACGUCCCGAAUCGGAAGUCUGCGGAUGAGAAGAUGUGGUGCAACACCAGCUUUGACUAUCUUCGUCGCUUACGCUCCAACAUCAAGCUACGAAGAAGAAGAAGUCGAAGCUUUCUAUAUUUACCUGGAGAAGUUCUACCGAGAAGAUCAUGCCUUCUACGAAGUCAUAAUUGGCGAUUUCAACGCCAAAGUUGGCCCACGAAGAACGCCUGAAGAACUUCACAUCGGGACCCACGGACUACAAUGGAAUGAACAAGGGGAGAGACUCUCCGAGUUCACCAUGACGACUAAGACCAUCCAUGGGAACUGGAAAUUGCAGAAGCCCUCCUCUCUACUCUGGACGUGCGAGUCACCCGGUGGAGGGUACCGUAAUGAAAUAGACCACAUCAUCGUCAAUAAAAGGUUCUGCCUGACGGACGUCGCUGUUGUACCAAAGUUCUAUACGGGAUCGGACCAUCGCCUCCUCCGAGGAAGUAUUUCCUUCACAAGGAGAGAAGAGAAAGCCACCAACCAGCUUUUGGAAGAUUCCGCAGUGGACAACAUGGACGAGGAAUAUGACCAGCUUGUUGAACACCUUCACAACUGCGCGAAGAAGGCUGAGAGUCUUAAAACCACCAAGAGACGCCUGUCUCUUGAAACUCUUGAGCUGAUACGCCAGCGUGGAGCAACACGAGCCGCAGGGAACCAAGAACUCACGUUCGAGCUCACAAGGCUUUGCAGAGAGGCGAUAAAGGGAGACCUUAAAGACAGAAGAGCAGAAGUGCUGGCUGAAGCUGCAGAGGCGGGGAAAAGCAUCCGCUAUGCCCGUCGAGACUUCGCCAGUCGCAAGACGAGGAUGACUGCUCUCCGGAACCCAAAGGGAACAGCCAUUGCAUCGAGAAGGGGGAUGGAGAAAAUAAUCUACGACUUCUACUCUGAUCUCUUCGACAGCCAUGUCCACUUGCCUCCUCACCAUCUGAGGGAAGACAGACAUGUCAUUCCAGAGGUUCUCCCGUCCGAAGUACGACAUGCUAUCAUGUCAUAUCGUGAUAAGAAAUCGUACGGCAUCCGGGCACGACAGAAUAAGACCAGAACACCUGAAGAACCUUCCGCCAGUACUCAUCAACACCCUAGCGAGGCUCUUUACACGUUACCUGUCGGAGUGCAAGGUUCCUAA